Colletotrichum higginsianum IMI 349063 is the source of this 1143-nucleotide messenger RNA. RefSeq lists its product as uncharacterized. Bases 1 to 1143 code for a protein of 380 amino acids. The transcript has 2 exons. NCBI's taxonomy places the organism in Eukaryota, Fungi, Ascomycota, Sordariomycetes, Glomerellales, Glomerellaceae. The record is from RefSeq and is a predicted model, not a curated record.
AUGUCGAGGACGUUGAUGGGUAGGGCCCUGAGGGGUGCCAAGGCGUCGUCGGUAUGGGAGCAACGGGCGUGCAUCACCCAGCAGCAGCGGAGCUUCAGCCAAACGCCGCCUCGUCAGAAUCCCCAAGUUAUCUUCGACAAGACGACGUCGCCCGGCCUCGGCCCGAUUCUCGAAGAGAUCCAGUCCAAUAUCAUCCUCCCCUACCACCUCCCCAUACACCAGCGCAAGCGCGUCUUCUCCGAGAAGCUCAAGCACCGCCUCAAGAGCGACCCCGUAUACCUCGAGAUCGACGGCCUCGAGCACCGCUUCUCCCACAUCAACAAGGAGACGCUGCCGCCCUCACGCGAGCUCACCUGGAAGGCCCUGCAUGCCAUGCAGACGCCUCAGGACUGGAACAACUUUGUGCGGCUGCUGUCGGGCAUGCGCAACGCCGGCCGCCGCUACAGCCAGGCCGACUUCGCCAAGAUGAUCUGCAUCGCCGGCGACCAAGGCCAGAUCUACACCAUCAUCGACGCCGCGCGGCAGGUACGCAAGACGGGCCUGCGGCUCGACAACUCGGAAAAGGCCAACAUGGUGCUGCACUUUGUGCAGAUGCGCGCCGUGGAGAGCGGCUGGGACAAGGAAAUCACGGAGCAGGCGCUGCGGUGGACCGAGAUGGUGCUCGAGAUGGUUGAGGACCCCAACCACGAGCUCGUCAAGGAGAAGCGCAUGAAGUUGGUCGGGCAGACCCGGCUUGCAAAUGACCCGCAGAUCCUGGCCGCGGCGCUGCAUCUCUCGGCGGUGCUGGCUGUCAAGCACAAUGGCGGCAAGGACAUUGACGGCAAGGUCGCAAAGUACGCGACGCGGGUCGCCAAGCUAUGGCCCGCCUCCAAGGGCCUGCUGAAGCUGGGUCGGGAUUGUGCGUACGACAACCGCGAGAAUGGCUUGGCGUAUCUGGUGAACAGCCGGGAUUUGUACCUAUCGUGUGCGAGCCCGAUCCUGCACGGCCUGUUCAUGGCCAGCCGCGUGGUCGAGAAGCCGUUGGCCGAGAAGUUGCGCGCGAUCUCGAAGACGCUCGCUGUCGAGGUCAAGAUUGCGGUGGAGUGGCAGGUCGCCCCUGCCGAGCGCGGCCUCAAGGCCUACAAGACCUUGUUCCAGAAUUAA